CAUUUGGUUUUAAUGCUGUAUGGUAUUGUCAAGCAGAGAUCGACCUCGUCAGGCAAAGGUGUGGAAAAAGGCAAGUGUUGGUUAUUAGAAACACGUACUGAACCUGUUGCUGUGUCGUGUGGAUAAUUAUCCGUGAUAUUUUAAGGAAUCGAAGUAAUUUAGUAAAUAGUACAAUACAAUAUUUCAGUACAAAUAUGGUAUAUAUUUUAAUUAUCUUAAUGUUAACUCAGAACAUCUAUACAAUUUGUGCUGAUAUUCGCGUGAAAACAGGGCAGCAAAUUGUUGCUAACUUAUUUGAAGGGUAUUCCCCUGUUGUCAAACCACGAUUGAAUCUCUCGGAACCUGUUGAUAUCAAUCUAACAUUACAUUUUACGUCAUUGAGGGAAAUUGACGAACGACUACAGACGAUGACAUUUAUUGGUUGGAUAGAGCUGUCAUGGAUCGACGAGUUUCUAAUAUUAAAAGAUGGAGUGAAGAGUGUACAGCUUCCAAAAAGUACGAUUUGGUACCCGGAUGUAGCUCUAUUUAACUCCAUUGACGAUCCUCUACACAUCAGUGAUGGUGAGCAUAUUGUGCUUCUAGAAGAUGGACGAGUUGUGUGGUUUCCUGGGCGACAAUACAGUGUGAUCUGUCGUAUCGAUAUCAGGCGGUUUCCUUUCGAUACACAGAAAUGUCAGAUUCGUCUAGGCUCUUGGCAGACGCCUGUGUGGGUGCAACGGAUCGUGGACACCGGGGAUAGUCUUAGUGAUUUAGGAUAUGAGGAAAAUGGGGAAUGGGAGAUUAUAGACAGGAUAACACAGCCAGAAUACAAUAGCAACUUCAGGAUUUCCUAUGUUAUAUACGAGAUCCAUUUUCGUCGACUUUGUUUGUAUCCUGUCAUCAACACGCUUCUUCCGGUUAUCCUUCUCUCCUUCCUGAAUACUCUAGUGUUCCUUCUCCCUGCCAACUCGGGAGAGAAGAUGACCAUGUGUAUAUCGGUCCUUCUGUCAUUUACGGUGUUUUUGACCGUGUUUAAUGAUAUGAUGCCGCAAAUAUCGACCACAAUUUCGUAUCUGUCGAUUUACCUAUGUGUACAGCUCGCUAUGAGUGGAUUGGCUGUUAUGGAGUCCAUUUAUAUCUGGCGAGUUAAUUACCGUGAAAAGAACGAAACAAUAGAAAAUGUACAUGCCGGGUCAAAGUAUAACGGUAUAUUGCUGCCGAAUCCAGCAGAAGGUUUCAUGUUCAACACACAAGACAGUUCCCUGGGGGAAGAUUCGAUCGGACAGUUGGAUUGUACUGCUAAUCAUAUUGGAUACAUCAGCAAUAAUAACAUUGACGAUAAAAGAGCUUCACCUAAACGGCUGUCCCUCCCCAGGUUUAAACAGACAUAUUAUAUAACAGCCGAAGGAAGUGGCCGUCACUGUUAACUAAAUUCCAGACGUUUAGAUGUAAUGUGUUUCUGGAUCCACCUUUGUAUCACUUCCUUGUCCACAACCAUCCUUCUCAUUAUGUUCUGGAUAUAAGGUUCAUAGAAAUAGUAAAAUAAGUGAUAUUUAUCAAGAUUAAAAAUCACAAUUCUGUUGCAAUUAAACAGAAGUGACUUGACCAAUUGAUGUUAUGUGUAAUGGCUAUCCAUGGCUUGAUUGUGAUAUUUAAUUUGUUAACUACCUAUUAAUUUCGUCAAAGCAAGCGUAAAACGCAAGUUUCAGGAGAACAAAUAAAGCUCGUGUAAAUCAGACAUAUUGCACAAAAUAACCAUGCUGUUAUGGUAACAGGUAUAUAUAGCAGGUAGUGCGAGCGCAUGUUUGACCAAAUUUUACUUUAAUUGCUAAAAUGUCGACUCUUUUUCUCUUCUGUUAUAGACACUUGUGACCAUAAUGGCAUGGUUAU
Messenger RNA from Pecten maximus, 1869 nucleotides. Its product is annotated as neuronal acetylcholine receptor subunit alpha-3-like. The record is from RefSeq and is a predicted model, not a curated record. Gene Ontology annotation, molecular function: extracellular ligand-gated monoatomic ion channel activity; transmembrane signaling receptor activity; neurotransmitter receptor activity. Gene Ontology annotation, cellular component: membrane; synapse; neuron projection. The transcript has a single exon. The coding region runs from base 195 to 1406 and encodes 403 amino acids. Lineage: Eukaryota; Metazoa; Mollusca; Bivalvia; Pectinida; Pectinidae. Gene Ontology annotation, biological process: nervous system process; chemical synaptic transmission; monoatomic ion transmembrane transport.